UCAAUUCCUGACGUGGGCUCUCUCGCAAGCACAGGCAGGAGCGUUUUGACAAACGGCAGACGCGCUGACGGGCAGUACGGCGACGGCCCGAGUGGUUUCCAGCGUCGCACUUACCGCGAGUUUAAUGGUUUCGCUCUGCGUGGUCUCUGCUCUUGCUAGCGCCGCUUCCCCGACAGUUGCGCCACCUCGAGCACGAUUGAGUGCUUUCCCCGGAAAUCAUCGUCCCUACUUGAGUCCCUUCAUAACUGCGGGUCGUUUCCAAUAUUUAACGGGCAGUAUGGCGGUCAUACAGCUCGGAUGGCUUCUGCUCGCCCUCGUCUCUCUGACCCGCAUAUCACUCGCUGAUGUCCCCACCGAUCUGCCGCGACUUUAUUAUACUGGCAAAAAUGAGCUCCCGUCGAGCUCUCUUCUUCCGUGCUUCAAAGGGUUCAUAGACGAUGGGGGACGUGUAUGGCUGCUGUUUGGCUGGAGACUACUGUUUGGAGAACCAGGCCUGCUACAACAAGUACAGAGCGAUAACCUACCAGAAGGGCUGUACAUCCAGCGAGUAUGGUGGCGCCAAAUUUCCGCGCAAGUGUGAUACAGAGCAAAGUAAGGCGGACUCUGUGGGUUUGGUUUAUUGCAAUGGCACGAACGGGACGCCGAAAGACACUUGGGUAAGACGGCAUGACUGGUUUGUGGGAGGUGCAUCUGACGUGGAAAUGUCUGCCAACACCCGGAUAACUGUUUCACGCCAGCUUCAAAUUGUCCCCUCUCUGGAUUCGCAAAGUGGGACCCAAGACUCGAGAUCACGCGUACAACGUACUGCUAGAACAUCAAACACGACCAGAAGUGGGUGGCUUUCG
Paraphaeosphaeria sporulosa is the source of this 845-nucleotide messenger RNA. RefSeq lists its product as uncharacterized. The transcript has a single exon. Lineage: Eukaryota; Fungi; Ascomycota; Dothideomycetes; Pleosporales; Didymosphaeriaceae. The coding region runs from base 125 to 580 and encodes 151 amino acids. The record is from RefSeq and is a predicted model, not a curated record.